Messenger RNA from Ceratitis capitata (Mediterranean fruit fly), 1914 nucleotides. RefSeq lists its product as uncharacterized. Lineage: Eukaryota; Metazoa; Arthropoda; Insecta; Diptera; Tephritidae. The record is from RefSeq and is a predicted model, not a curated record. Bases 1 to 1914 code for a protein of 637 amino acids. The transcript has a single exon.
AUGUCAACGAAACAUCAUUUUCUCUUGCUCUAUGCUUUUUCACUACUCACGGCUUAUUCAACACUCACCUGGAACCUGCCGCCGGAAACCCAUAUUCCGAAUUUAGUGCAGUUAGUAAGGAAAAUCAAUUUGGAGCGAAAAAUAGAUGCAAUUCUCAUUAUGAACGCCCUCAAUACAAGGAAGUGCUGCCUCUCCGAUGAGGACAUUAAAAUACUCAGCACGAACAGGACGGUUAGACUCUUGCAAGCGGAAACCAACUGCAGUCACUCUUUCGCUGACCUUAAUGAGGAUAUGCUCUUCAUACGUUGUGUGUCGGAGAACUUUGCACCAGAACAAUUAGAUCAAAUGGUCGUUUGUCUAGAGAAUAGACGUAAUGUGCGGAUGAUGUUUAUCUGGAGUAGCGAAUACACGGAGGUGACGUCUCCGCAACGAGCAGAACUGAUGCAAGAACAAGAGAAACUCUUUACAUACUGUGCCUCUAAGCGCUUACUCAAUGUGAUCGGCAUAUAUCGAGAUUUCCUGCGUGAUGGACACUACUACACUUACAGUUAUUUCCCACACUUUCAGCUGCAACGAAAAACGUUAGCCGAGGAUUGCUUUCCCGAUCGUGUUAAGGACGUAAAGGGACUUGCCAUACGCACAGUACCCGAUCAACUCGAGCCGUGGAGUCUUGUUUGGCGUGAAGAUAAUGGCACAGUUAAUGUUAUCGGUUUUUUAAAGAAAUUCCUACAAGAAUAUGCUAAGCGCAUCAACGGCUCAAUCUCCUACCCAUUGCCAGUUGAGCCGGAAAAUGUCCCAGACAUGUCUACGCUGAUUUCUUUACUAAAAAAUGAUACAUUAGACAUUGUGAUGAGCUCAACCACGGGCAGAACAUAUGAUGUUGAUGUAACGGCUGUCAUAAGUCUCGUCGAUUUGACGAUUAUGUUACCCAUUCCUGGGCAGAUGAUGGAGAGCGAGCUGCUGCCGUAUCUCUUCAAUUCGCUACUGGGCUUAGCUGCGCUCAUACUACUCUUCGUUUUCGCCUUUCUACUUACCGCAGAAUUUUUUCUUUUACAAGGUUACACCGCGACGGAGAUACUGUGCUCUUACAGCGAGAUACUCUUGAAUGUGGUGCUUCGCAACUUACUCGGCCAAGCAUCGUGCACACGUGUGAGUGUUUCGUCAAAGUUGGGAAAACGUCUCUUAUUCAUGGCACUCCUAUUUACCGGCAUCCUUAUGAGCACCUUAAUAAAUGCCAGUCUUAAUUCGUAUCUGACCAACCCUAUAAGCUAUCCGCGCUUAAAAACCUUUGAAGAUCUUAUAAAUUCAGGUCUAACGGUGAAAACAAGUCCAGAUACUUAUAGCACGCUCGAUAACUACUUCACUGCAGAUAAUAUUAAUAAAUCGAAGAGUGUAUUUUCACCCGCAACUUCUUCUAAAGAUCUGAAUCUUCAGCGUAACUCCUUCGAUCGUCGCUAUGGUUAUACACUCCUCAGUAGCCUAUGGGAUAUUUUGGAAAGAUACCAAACAUUCUUGCCGGAGCCACUUUUCUACGUUAGUGAGGAAAUUUUCAUAGUAAAACGCCAACCCAUGGCAUUUCCAAUGCAAAAAUAUUCUAUUUUCAAGGAAUCGCUGGAUUUAAUGAUUGAUAAUCUACAAAGCGCCGGAAUCGUCAUAUUUUGGAGCAAGCAGACGUAUGAAGACAUGAUCGUAGCGAAGAAAUUAAAUGCCACACAUCAGUGGAGAAAGAUGCGCCGUGGAUACUUAGGUUUUGAGGAUCUCUACUGGUUGUGGUUCUUUUACAUCUUCGGUGUGGGCAUAUCGAUGCUGGUAUUCCUCACUGAAAUGUGGUUUUACAGUAGAACAAAGCAGAAUGGAAAGGUGAAAUGCUCAAUAAAGAAUUUUAAUUUGAGGAAAGUUAAGCGUAAGAAAUAA